Polyodon spathula (Mississippi paddlefish) is the source of this 1521-nucleotide messenger RNA. Its product is annotated as seven in absentia homolog 3-like. Gene Ontology annotation, cellular component: cytoplasm. Gene Ontology annotation, biological process: proteasome-mediated ubiquitin-dependent protein catabolic process; multicellular organism development. Lineage: Eukaryota; Metazoa; Chordata; Actinopteri; Acipenseriformes; Polyodontidae. Gene Ontology annotation, molecular function: ubiquitin protein ligase activity; ubiquitin conjugating enzyme binding. The record is from RefSeq and is a predicted model, not a curated record. Bases 122 to 838 code for a protein of 238 amino acids. The transcript has 2 exons.
UUCGCACAGCUUUCUCUACUUUCUCUCUUGCUCUGGUUCAGAAGGGCUGGCUGCUAGUUGAUUAGUGGAGGGUUGUGUAUCCUGUUUCCAAGAAGAUUUUUUUGUCUUAAAGAAAGUUGUAAUGCUCUUCUUCACCCAGUGUUUUGGUAUCUUCACGGACCUCAUACACCUCAGGUUUCAGCACACCUCCAAGCAUAGGGGGGCUUUCUCAGCUGCUGGACAGCGUGUGUGUGUUGUGACCCCUGCCAAUUCCCUCAGGGAUGCAUCCGCCAGGAGUGGUCGCUACAGUUCUAGUUCCAGUGCAGGUCAUGCCGAGAACAGAGCCUCUCACCCCUGCGAUGCAGGAGUAGCCAGCCCCUGCCCCUGCUCCUGCCCUCUGCUAUCCUGUGGGUGGCAGGGGGACCUGGAGGUGGUGGCGCUCCACCUCAAAGACACACACAGGGCCUCCACCCUCCAGGGGCAGCGCAUCGUGUUCUUGGCAGCCGAUUUCCACCUCCAGGAUGCAGAGGACUGGGUGACGGUGCAGUCCUGCCUGGGACAGCAGUUCCUGCUGGUACUCAAGAAGCAGGAACGGCGACAGGGACACCAGCAGUACUUUGCUGCUGUCAUGCUGCUGGGGCCCAGCAUGGUGGCCGAAAGGUUCACCUACAGGCUGGAGCUGAGCAGCGAACGCAGGCGGCUGAGCUGGGAGUCUGCUGUGAGAUCCUUCUCCGAGGGGCUCGGUACUGUAAUCGCAGAGAGUGACUGCCUAGUGCUCAAUGCCUCUCUUGCUCACCUCUUCUCAGACAAAGGGAAACUGGGGAUCCGUAUUUCAAUAUCUGCUGACAAACAGGCAUAGCACAUCUUUUACAUUUUAACUAAAAAACUGCAGGCAGUAUGGAUCUGUAUGCGAAUCCUAUACCUGGUACUGAAAUGUUGAAGAUGGAAAGCUGGGGUCGCAACUUGCCAGCAGGCUUGAGUCAAUCUAUACCUUGAUUUCAAAGUGUUAAAACCUGAAGAGAAAAAAACACUGCCACUGCGAGAUUGACAAAUGUUGCAUAACUUAGCACCGCAUUGAAUAACUUCAGUUACAUUCAGUCCUGAAGAAUUACGGGGAAAUCUUUCAAACAUUUUACUUUGUCAUUACAGUUAUAUCGUCAUCAAUUCCUUUACAUUGCAGAACUUAGAUUUGAUGUGAAAAAGUUGGUCAGGGUGGUGUUUUUAGUGCUGUCAAUGCGGAAAAAUUCACUGUAAAAGAAAGCUUCAUAAAAGCAGCAGCACUUAGGUUAAGUACACCCUGGAGAAGGUGAACAGAAGCACUUCAGGUCAGAAAUUAGCUGCUGCAGGACAUUACCAACGCACAUGCAGACUGGACCCUAUCAAACACCUGUUUUGGCAUUUUGUGCAAAUCUCCAUGUUAUUGUUGGUAUAAAAUAUAUCUCCUCCCUUAUUUUUAUCACAGAUCAUUUGCACAUUCAUGUUGCAGUUUCCCAUGCUUUCCCCGUGGUUACACUGUGCAUUUACCAUAGGUCACCAUGGUUU